CAAUUAAAGUUUAAUGAAUUGUUCAGAUGUAAAAUGUGAUGGAAGAAUCCUACCACGUCUGCCAGAUCUGCUCCGACCCGUUCCACACCAAGGCUGGGUUGGAGCUCCAUCUUCUCCAGCACACUUCCACACAGUUCUCACACAAAUGCUCUAUGUGCGAGAAGGUUCUGCGGGAUGAACACACACUAAAAUGUCACGUGAAGACGGUUCAUGGCGAGAAAAUAUUUUCCUGCGAUGUUUGCGGGAAACGAUUUCCGCACCGGGGAGUUCUCAACGCACACAGAAAGACCCACAACAGGCCUCUGUUUACUUGCGAGGUUUGCAACGAAAUCUUUAAGGAUUCAAGUUAUUUCAAGAAACAUGUUAAAUCUCACUCAGGAUCUAGGCCCCAUGUCUGUAAAGUGUGCGGGAAAAGCUAUCUCCAAAACUCUCAUCUAAAAGUUCACAUGUCCCUUCAUGCCAAAGAGAAACCCUUUGAAUGUAAUAUUUGUCAGAAAUCCUUCAGGUUGGCUCGACCCUUUAAAGAGCAUUUAAAUAUGCACAGAAAAGUGAAAAACUUUAAGUGCACAGUUUGUGAAUAUUCUAGUUGUUUCCAUAAAAAUCUCGAAGCUCAUAUGAAGAAUCAUUUAAAGAACGAAAUCUCUAAUCGGAAAGGAAUGAAGAAAAGUAUUGAAGUACCCAGUAAACACGUGGAAAGUAAAAAAUCAAGCUUACUGAACGGAUCACAAGGUUUGAAUGAAUCAUUAGAUUCAAAUUUUUUCGUCGAAAAUAUACCUUCGAGUGUCCCUGGUUCCAGGUUCAAAAUUAAAGCUGUUUCAUCAAGAUCUGAUGGUGGCGAGGAACCUACUCUGGAUCCUAAAUCUAGUCCAGGUUUGGAGCUAGGAGCCCAGGCCGUGAAAACAGGGAUUAGUCUCGGGUUGGAGGAACAAUCUCCCGUUUUUCUUUUCGUCAAUGUUCCGGACGGAGACAAUUCUCUCCGGGAGCAAAUAUUCUCCAUCUCCGACAUAGAUUCCUUAGAGAUGGCUCAGGAGCUCUCAAUAUCAACCCAACCACAAGAUUAUUCAAAUAAAUUUCCUUGUGACGAAUAUCGACCUCUUGACCUUACAGUACUACCACCAGCUAGAUCUAAUCCUAAUAAACUCACGCUUCAACUGAAAAAUGAGGAUACCUUUUUCAAUCAGAACUCCGGAGAAGAUUCUCCUGGUUUCGUGGAAGAUCCAGGAUUUUCAACCCGGACAGAGGAACACUUCCCAGUAUUUUCUCUGCGAGGAGGCGAACCACUUGAAUUUGAACCUAGGUCCGGAGAAAAUUCUCCUGGACUGAACGGAAGAUAUUUGGACUUCAGCGUGGAUAAUUCCGGUAGGAGGAGAUCAGUAUUCCUAGCAGAGCAGUUGGAAUACGAACAUCAAGGAGAGAUGAGGGUUGUGGAUCCAGCAGAGGUUACUGGGUCUCAGCAUGAAGUUACGAGAGAAUUUUAUAAUCAUAUUCCAGAAAAAAUAAAAAAAUCCAUCAAAAUAAGUACGCUAUGUUAAAAUAAUAGAUAUUGUAUUAGUAAAUAAUGAAUACCAAUCAAAUAUGUACUGUCAAUGGUUGUGAAUGAUAUUUUAUUAAAAUCUAUUGUUAUUUGUUGUUUAAUAUUGUUUUUUUUGUUCAUCUUUAUAAUAAUCUAGUCUUAGAUAACUUAUUAUUAUGUAUUU
Eurytemora carolleeae is the source of this 1697-nucleotide messenger RNA. RefSeq names its product zinc finger protein 624. NCBI's taxonomy places the organism in Eukaryota, Metazoa, Arthropoda, Copepoda, Calanoida, Temoridae. Gene Ontology annotation, molecular function: DNA-binding transcription factor activity; RNA polymerase II cis-regulatory region sequence-specific DNA binding. Gene Ontology annotation, biological process: regulation of transcription by RNA polymerase II. The coding region runs from base 39 to 1532 and encodes 497 amino acids. The record is from RefSeq and is a predicted model, not a curated record. The transcript has 2 exons.